Messenger RNA from Equus quagga, 1359 nucleotides. RefSeq names its product G protein-coupled receptor 35 (gene GPR35). The record is from RefSeq and is a predicted model, not a curated record. Gene Ontology annotation, biological process: phospholipase C-activating G protein-coupled receptor signaling pathway; positive regulation of Rho protein signal transduction. The transcript has 2 exons. Gene Ontology annotation, molecular function: G protein-coupled receptor activity. Gene Ontology annotation, cellular component: membrane. The coding region runs from base 107 to 1027 and encodes 306 amino acids. NCBI's taxonomy places the organism in Eukaryota, Metazoa, Chordata, Mammalia, Perissodactyla, Equidae.
CUGCCUGGAGCAGGAACCAGCGGCCCAGCACUGCCACCGCCAGCGUCCCAGAGCAGCUGCGUGAAGCAGGGAGCAGGCGGCGGAGGGAGCUGUCGGCCCCAGGACCAUGAACAACAGCAACUGCAGCUCCAACGCGCUCACCUGGCCCCAGGCGGCUAUGAGCAUCUUCUAUACCUACACGGGCGUGGUGCUGGUGCUGGGCCUGCUGCUCAACAGCCUGGCGCUCUGGGUGCUGUGCUGCCGCAUGCAGCAGUGGACGGAGACCCGCGUCUACAUGGCCAACCUGGCCGUGGCCGACCUCUGCCUGCUCUGCACCCUGCCGUUCGUGCUGUACUCCCUGAAGUACAGCACCACCAAGGACACGCCGUUCUGCCAGCUCUCCCAGGGCAUUUAUCUGGCCAACAGGUACAUGAGCAUCAGCCUGAUCAUGGCCAUCGCCGUGGACCGCUACCUGGCCGUGCGGCACCCAAUGCGUGUCCGCGGGCUCCGCUCCCCGCGGCAGGCCAUGGCCGUGUGCCUGGUGCUCUGGGUGCUGGUGGUUGGCUCCCUGGUGCUUCGCUGGAUCCUGGGGAUGCAGGAGGGCGGCUUCUGCUUCACCAGCCUCUCCAAGCAAAACUACAACACCGCGGUCUUCUCGCUGCUGGGCUUCUACCCGCCGCUGGUUGUGCUGGUCUUCUGCUCUCUGCAGGUGGUGACCGCCCUGGGCCGGAGGCCGACCGCUGACUUGGGCCAGGUGGAGGCCAGCCAGAAGGCCGCCCGCAUGGUUUGGGCGAACCUGGUUGUGUUUGUGGUCUGCUUCCUGCCCUUGCACGUGAUGCUGACGGUGUACAUGGCCACGAGUCUGCCCGCCUGCGUCAUCCGCCGGGCCCUCUACAUCACCAGUAGGCUCUCGGACGGCAACUGCUGUCUGGACGCCAUCUGCUACUACUACAUGGCCAAGGAGUUCCAGGAGGCGUCGGCACUGCCCGGGCUCCCCACUGCCAAGGUCCACAAGAGCCAGGAGUCUCUGUGUGUGACCCUGGCCUAGGAGACAAGCCAUGAGCACGGUGGGCCAGGUCCCGAGCUCUCCGGGAGGUGCUGCCUGCUGGGGGAACCUGUGCCCAGCAGCAAGGAGCCCCAGCAUCAGCCCUGAACUUGCCGUGGGCUGUGGGCACUCUCCAGGAGACCCGGGGAGGGCAGGGAUGACCCAGGCACAGAUAUUGGGGAGGUGACAUCCCACCCCUGGGCUGCGAGAGGGAUGGGGACAAGGGCAAGAGGAGAAGCCUGAGUAAGGCCACCACUCCCAGGGGCCCCCUGGAUGUGCAUCUGGCCACUAGGGGGUGAGUGCCUGCUAAGUGCUUUGAGGCCUUGAUGGCCAGC